Cicer arietinum (chickpea) is the source of this 1241-nucleotide messenger RNA. RefSeq names its product membrane-associated progesterone-binding protein 4. Lineage: Eukaryota; Viridiplantae; Streptophyta; Magnoliopsida; Fabales; Fabaceae. Gene Ontology annotation, cellular component: endomembrane system; membrane. The record is from RefSeq and is a predicted model, not a curated record.
GAUAUUUGACAUUUUUAAGUUAAUUGAAGUGUUAAUUUUCCUUAACACUCAAUUAAUUUAUAAAUUUUAUCAAACAUAACAUUAUAGGCGAAUCAUAUAAGUUGUUGCAAGCAAGGAACGUGAACCAAAUCGUAAGUCGAAGUUGUUGGAGGAUUCCAACGUGAGUGUGUAUGUGUGUGUUUCUUAAUCUAUGAAGUGAUCUAAAAAACAAAGCGAUGUGGUUAAAGACAUUAGCUACCUCUCCUCUCUCUGGAAUCGCUCUUUUUGUCAUUUUCCUUUCUCUCAUUCUCCGAUUUUCAAUCAACUUCCACACUUCACAGAGAUUGUUCAGUACUGAAGAGCUUGCUUUGUUCAAUGGAACUGAUGAAGGGUUGCCAAUCCUUUUAGGAAUUCUUGGAUCUGUGUUUGAUGUAACAAAGGGAAAAUCUCACUAUGGUUCAGGAGGGGGAUACAAUCACUUUUCUGGAAGGGAUGCUUCUCGUGCGUUUGUCUCUGGAAAUUUCACAGGAGAUGGUCUCACCGACUCAUUGCGCGGUCUAUCUAGCACUGAGGUGAAGAGUCUUGUUGAAUGGAGGGAUUUCUACUUUAGAACUUACAAGUUUGUUGGCAAGCUAGUUGGACGAUACUAUGAUAGCCAAGGGAAUCCUACAAAAUAUUUGAAAGGGGUUGAAGCAAAGGCUGCAAGAGGUGCUCAGCUUCAAGAAAAGCAGAAGAUUGAAGAAGCUAAACAACCUGCAUGCAGUUCAAGAUGGAGUCAAGAUGAGGGUGGUGAGGUAUGGUGUGAUGUUGGCUACCCUAGGUUGGUUCAGAGACCUAUAGAAAUUGCUGUGACCGGGAAGAUGAGUAAGCGGUGUGCUUGCUUUGAAGAGUCUCAGUUAGGCCAACCAGGUUUAGAGGUAUAUCAAGAUUGUGACUACCAUGCUAACAGGUGCAAAGCUUAAUCAGGAAUCUAACAACAAUAGGGGAAUACUAUUUGUGGGGUAUAUUUGUGUUUGAAUUUGUAUAAUUGAAUAUUAAAGCUUAAUUUAAUGAAGUUGGUAAUUUUGGUGCUUCCUUGUUUCACAUUUGAGCAGUUGCUUUAUGUUAACUUUUGUUAGCUCACAUGUCACCUCUUAUUGAGUCAAUAUGUUUGAUGAAUUGUCAGUACUCUAAAUUUGGUGCCUCUCCUACAUAUUUGAACAAUGGUUCACUAUGUUGUUGGAACCAGCUCCUUCUGCUGCUCAAACAUUGUUGGUUGCUCA